Molecule: messenger RNA, 7215 nt
Organism: Macaca mulatta (Rhesus monkey)
Lineage: Eukaryota; Metazoa; Chordata; Mammalia; Primates; Cercopithecidae
Source: RefSeq, a predicted model, not a curated record
ACAUGUGAUAAGGGGUUAAUAUCGAAAUAUAUAAGAAACAUAAACAUGUCAACAGCAAGAAAACAAAUAACCUGAUUUGAAAAUGGGUAAAGGACCUGAAUAAAGAUCUCAAAAAAAAUGGCCAUAUGGAAAAAUGCUCAAUGUCAUUAAUCGUCAGGAAAACACUAAUCAAAACAACAAUGAGAUAUCACCUCACACCUAUUAGGAUGGCUAUUAUCAAAAAGAUGAAAGAUAACAAGUGUUGGUGAGGAUGUGGAGUAAGGGGAAUCCUUGAACACUGUUCAUGGGAAUGUAAAUUAGAAUAGCCAUUAUGGAGAACAGUAUGAAGUUUCCUCAAAAAAGUAGAAUAGAACUACCUAUGAUUCUGCAAUCCUGCUUCUGGGUAUAUAUCCACAGGACAUGAAAUCAGUAAGUCAAAGACAUGUCUGCACUCCCAUGUUCACUGCAACAUUAUUCACAAUGACCAAAAUAUAGAAUCAACCUAAGCGCUCAUCAACAAAUGGAUAAAGAAAAUGUGGUGCUUACCUUCAGUGGAGUAUUACUCAGGCUUGAAAAUGGAAAACAUCCUGUUGCAACAAUAUGGAUGAACCUGACAGAUAUUUUGCUAUGUAAAUUAACCCAAGCCCAGAAAGACAAAUACUGAUCAUUCUCACUUACGUGAAGAAUCUAAAAAAGAUAAACUCACAGAAGCAAAGAGUAGUAGGGUGGUUGCCAGGGGCUUGAGGGUGGGGGAAAUUGAGUAAUCAUGGUCAAAUGGUACAAAGUUUUAGUCAUGCAGGAUGAAUAAGUUCUGCAGAUGUAAUAUACAAUAUGGUGACUAUGGUUAAAAUACUGUAUUGUACGCUUCAAAUUUGCUAAAAGAGUAGAUCUUAAAUGUUCUCACUCAAAAAUAAUGGUAACUAUGGUAGGUGAUGAAUACGUUAAAUAGCUUAUCAUUUCACAAUGGGGAUAUAUAUAUAUAUACACAUACACAUAUCUACCAUGUUUUGUGCCUUAAAUAUGUACAGUUUUUGUCAUACACCCCACCUCAUGGUUUGCAUUCUGCCCUCUGCCCAACUCUCUGUGUGCACUCUCGGGUAUGUGCUCUUGCUCCCAUGGUCCCUGUAGCUGACAACACGUUGCCCCCAUUUCAAACCACACAUUUUUCUUCAUUCUUCAAGUCCUUUUUCAAACACUGAUGCAACUGCAAAUCUUCCUCCAGUCCCCUCCCACAGAGUAAAUUUCUCACUCUUCUAGGUUUAAAUAGCUCCUUUUAAGCUUUGUUACUAUGUGAAUCAUGGUCAAAGCUGUAGCAUAGUUAACAAUGUAUGUGUCUUCCUCCCAUCUAUCUGACCUAAUGCUGUGACUGAUACCUAUUAAAUAUUUGGUACAUAAUAAUUCAUUUUCCUUUUCUUUUCUUUCUCUUAAGGGGAGGCAGCGCAUCUUCAUAGCCUGCCACAUGUUAGUUGUAUCACUGUGCCAGGUUAAGCUGCUAAGUCCCAGUCUUUCUUCAGAAAAAUGGCCACAGUAAUAUUUGCCUUAUAAGGUACUUUUGAAAACAAAUAACAUAAUGCAUCUAAAGUGCUUAGCUUAGUGCCUGGCACCCAGUGAAUGCACAUUCUAAAGUGAUUAUUUUUAGUGGUAUUUCCCCCAUCAUUUUCUGACUGUGAGGCACAGCCUGAAGCAUUUUAUAUACCAUGUCCCAGAGUCUGUACUAGAACUUAGCUUCCUAGGGGAUGGUACUCUGUCCUUUUUUGUUGCCACUGUAUCUCUAAUAUUGCAAACAAUGCCUGGCAUGCAGUAAAUGCUCAAUUAAUACUUGUUGAAUAACCCUCUGAAGGUUCCAUACUCUCUAAAGUAAGAAUAUCUUCUUCAUACUCUCUGAAGUAUGUCUUCUCACUAUUCCCGUUUAUAGGAUAUUGGAAAAAACAUAGCAUCAAGUCAUCAUUUUUUGCUGGUUUAGCAAAUUUGAACAGUUCAGUUUUUCAUUAGUAUAUUGAGGAUAAUAAUAAUCCCUGCCUUACAAGGUUAAUGGAAGAAAAUACAUGAAAAAGCACUUUCCAAAUUCUUGUCAGCAUUCUGAAGAUGUUCAUUAAUCUCAACCUAUUCUUAAUCCUGUUCUUGGAGUGGCUAAUGUGAACCAUUGGGGGCUGCCAGCCUCAGUGGUAUGGCCUAGAGAGCCCUGAGCUGUAAGGGAAAAGCAUGGAACUUUAAGUACAAGGAGACAUGGAAACACCACAGAGAGGUAGAACUCCCAGCCGAGGGGGAGGUAGAGGAGCUCUGGAAAUGACCACCUUUCUCCCUGGCCUUAACAUGUCUCUUCCUCCUGGGUCCUCCAUGGUGCUCAGGACCAGCCCAGAAAGGGUUCACCGGUAGAGAGCUCCUGGCACUGAGGAAGAAGAACAAGACACUGUGGACAAUGUUCUCCCUUUGUUUCAUGGUCUUGCUCACUUUGGCCUCUCAAAUAACUCCUAUCAAAUCAACUUUUAGUUGAUUAAGUACCUGGGAUACCACAUUCUUAUAGCUCUAAAGACACUGCCGAGUUGUGAGAAUGCAGGGGGAGGCAGAAGACCCACAAGGUCGGAUUUUCCUGAUCAUUUUUGAGUAACAGGCCUUUCUGUGAUCUCAUUAAAUCACACACACAGUCUCAAUCCAGAAAAUAGAUCCCAUCAUAUGUGAUAAUCAAAACCUUGGGCUUUCCUUUCAGUUGUAAUCUUUUCGGUAUUACCUCCAGCUGAGUCUGCAGCUAGGGGAAGCCUGAGGUCCUGGAAAGGAAGCAUGAGGCUUUUCUCCUUUAUCGCCUUAUGCUUUCACUCCUCCUCCCCAUGAUGUUGAUGGAAAAGUUUCUAACCCUUUCAGAAAAUUAUAUUUUCUAUAUUUGAAAAGCUUGACUGAGGUAUAUGCAGGAAGUUAAGAGACUCACAAAAUGUUGAAGGGACAUUAGUAAUUAAUUAAUCCUAUUUGCUUAUUUUACAGGAGAUCUAAAUUCCUGCAAGAAUUAUCAGAAAAUAUACAAAGAGAUGAAUAACUGAGUUUUUAACUAUAAUAUUAGAUAAUAGUAUGAAUAUUUCUUAAAUUUAUAAGAAGGCAGAACUGGCUUUCAUUUAAUAUAUGUAUUACAAGAAUUGGAAAGCUAAAAACCACAUUUCUAAGACUCUGUUACAGUUAGGGCUUGGAUGCAAUUAGUUUUGCCAGUGAUAUAGUCAUCUAGGCUCAGAAGGCAAAGGGAAGCUAAAGCUAAAUUUUUGUUACAAUGUUGAUGGGCAAAUAUAGUCCAACAGGUGUGCUUUCAUCAGCUGAACUCCAUGUUCCACACUUUAGCCCCCCAGUUUGUAUGUUGGAGGCAUCUGCAGUGAUAGAAGCAGUUUCCUGCCCUCUGGAUAGUAGCUCUAGUGGUGUAGGUCUAGGAGGUUCCUGCAGCAAUCUCCUAGUUUCUGCUUAUUUCAGCUCUUUGACCUUUUGCAAGCACCGAAUUCCCUGUAUUAUACACCUUUCUUCAGGAAAUAUAGUGUUUUUUAUCUCCUGCACUAAAUCAUGAGCAUAUGCAUAUAAAUCAUAAUAUGAAAUCUUAAAAAACAGGAGUACUUUUGCUGAAGCAUUAAGCAUAUAAUCAGUCAGCAGGUCCCCAAACAUCUAAUUCCUGAAUAUCUCAUAUAUCCUGUCUCUAUUAUCCAUUUCUCUGAUGCUACUCUAAUUUAAGUCCUCAGCCUCUCUGGCCUAGAUUGUUGAAAUAACAUCUUGGGUUUUUGGUCUCCUUGAUUUUAGUCACCAUCUGCUCCAGUCUCCAUGUGAAUCUGAUCUGGUCUGAUGUUGUCACUUCCUUGUUCAAAAUUCUCGAAUGGACAAUCAUGAUCCAGAAGGUGGUAUCCAAACCUGUGAUUGCGGCACUUCAGUAUCCUUCAUAACCUGGGUCCUGUAUGUUUAACCCAUAUUCUGCUAUUCCCAUCACCUAUGGUCCAGCAAAACUGAACUAAUUAUAGUUCCCCCAUCAUGUGUUCUUACUUUUCUAUGCAUUUGCACAUAUUUUUCUCUCUGCCUGUUUUCUAUUUCUUGUCCCUUAUCUGUCUGGAAAGCAUCUAUUCUUACUUCAAGACUCAGCUUGAAGGAAGAAUGAUAGAAGUGCAUGAUUUAGUGCGCUCUUCUCACGCUCCUUGAAGCCUCUCUUAUUCUUCCUCCAGGUGGACUUAGAUUUUUCUUCCUACAUGCUAGCAUUACACUGAACCAUACUUCCACUGUGACAUUUAUCAUCUGUCUCGCCACUAGACUUCAUGGUUCUGGAUGGAAAGCACUGUGUUUUCUCAUCUUUGAAUCCCCCAAAAGACUAUUAUAAUGCUUGACAUAUAGAAGGCUGUCAGUACAGUAAAAGGAAUGGCCAGAGGAAGGGAAGGAGGGAAACAGAAGCGGGAAGCACAGGUAUAGAAACGUGAAGGAGCCAGAGACAAGCUUCAAAGACCACAAUUCUAUCUUUUGAGUUCACUAGUUUUACAAGCUCCUCUACUAGAGUUAGAUCAGCAACUCAGAUCAGGCCCUCCUAAGUUUCCAGAAAUCUGAGCUACUUUUCACUGUUGGCACAACAAAACGUUUCAUUAUAGUCCAGGUGCAUAGCCUUUGUUUAUAUAUUCUAUAUUUCCAAAGCAAAAAUAAAUAAAAUAAUCAUUGUUCCCCUAAUCUCCCAGGAGUUUCACCUUACAGCUCCAGUGGCCAUGGCAAUCACUGUUUUAUACUUUUUGUAACAAGAACCAGGGACUUCAGUCUUGCCCUUUUCCUACCCCCUUUCUUCUUUUUACUCCACCCACCCCUCCCCUGUUCUUCUCUUAUCCCUACCACACUCAGUCCUUCGCUUUCAGAUUUUACUAGGGCCCUAUACCAUUAAAAAUACAAGGAAAAAAAGGAAUUUUUACUUUAAGAAUAACUCCUCCUCCUUUCCCAAUUUUUACAUCAAAAGAUAUUGUUAAAUGCCAUUCUCUUCCACAUUUAGAGAACUGCAAAUUCUCUGGAGAGAGAAAGGUGAUUACUUAAGAGGUGAAGCAUCUUAGAGCAUUCAAAAUAAGAAGUGAUUUUGUACAGAGGAUGUCAUGCAGUAGGCUAAACGUCUAUUUCCCAUUCCUUUAUUUGUUACCUCUGAGACCUUGAAGAAGUAGUUUCUAGUCUCGGCAUGCCAAAGCUUCAUCUGCAAUUGAGAGCAUUGGAUUGAUGAUCUUCAAGGUCCUUCCUGCUCUAGCAUUCACUGACUCUGCUAUUUUUGACAUAUUGAAUAAUCAGAAGCAGCUAGUUUUAGUAUCUUAUUAUAGCAAAAGUGGUAAAAAUAAUGAGCAUGUACUAUCAAUGUGCAUCUAUGUCUUCUUAUGUUUGAGUGAGGUUCCUGAUACAUAAACCUUGGCUGAUAGUUUCUACUGAAAAAAUCGUAAGUAUUAAAGACACUCUUCUGAAGGUGUUCUCUCCAGACUCUCCUACAGGCAAUCAUGAGCAAGAGGGUUGGCAUCAUCGGAGCUGGAGUCAGUGGCUUGGCUGCCAUACGGUGCUGUCUGGAGGAGGGGCUGGAGCCCACUUGCUUUGAAAGGAGCAAUGAUGUUGGAGGUCUGUGGAAAUUCUCGGACCACACAGAAGAAGGCAGAGCCAGCAUUUACCAGUCUGUGUUCACGAACUCUUCCAAAGAAAUGAUGUGCUUUCCAGACUUCCCUUACCCAGAUGAUUACCCAAACUAUAUGCACCACAGCAAGCUCCAGGAAUAUAUAAAGACAUUUGCUCAAAAGAAGGAUCUUUUAAGAUACAUACAGUUUGAGACCCUGGUUUCCAGUAUAAAGAAAUGUACCAGCUUCUUAGUCACGGGCCAAUGGGUUGUUGUUACUGAAAAGGAUGGGAAACAGGAAUCUACUAUUUUUGAUGCUGUAAUGAUUUGUUCAGGACAUCACGUAUACCCCAAUCUGCCAACUGAUUCCUUUCCUGGUAAGUUUGAAAAAUAUAUAAUAAUCUGGGGACUUUAUAUGCAAACCUCAAGAUGUUCCUACUUGGAUAUUGAGGAAAAUGCAUGGAAGUGCCCAAAGAAGUGUGUUGUGUUUGCUUAUUUCUUACAGAGUGAUACUGAAAUCUGUGUUGCCUUUCCCCACCAGGUCAUUAUCAGUACCAGAAGUGGUUCCUGGGUCAUGAGUCGGGUCUGGGAUGAUGGCUAUCCUUGGGAUAUGGUGUACGUUACCCGCUUUGCAUCCUUUCUCCAGAAUGUCCUUCCUUCAUUCGUCUCUGACUGGUUAUAUGUCCAGAAGAUGAACACGUGGUUUAAGCAUGAGAACUAUGGCCUGAUACCUUUAAAUGGUUCCCUGAGAAAAGAGCCUGUGUUCAAUGAUGAGCUCCCGUCCCGCAUCCUGUGUGGCCUUGUGUCCAUCAAGCCCAGUGUGAAGGAGUUCACAGAAACCUCAGCUGUGUUUGAGGAUGGGACCAUGUUUGAGGCUAUCGACUCUGUCAUCUUUGCAACAGGCUAUGAUUAUUCCUACCCCUUCCUUGAUGAGACCAUCAUAAAAAGCAGAAACAACGAGGUCACCUUGUUUAAAGGCAUCUUUCCCCCACUAAUGGAGAAGCCAACCUUAGCUGUGAUUGGCUUGGUUCAGUCCCUUGGAGCUGCCAUCCCCACAGCAGACCUGCAAGCCCUCUGGGCUGCUAAAGUAUUUGCAAACUCAUGUACCCUGCCAACUAUGAAUGAAAUGAUGGAUGACAUUGAUGAGAAAAUGGGGGAAAAACUCAAGUGGUUUGGCCAGAGCCAGACUUUGCAGACAGAUUACAUCACAUAUAUGGAUGAGCUGGGCUCUUUCAUAGGGGCCAAGCCUAACAUACCAUGGCUCUUCCUGACAGAUCCCCGCCUGGCCCUGGAGGUGUACUUUGGCCCUUGCAGCCCAUAUCAGUUUCGACUGAUGGGACCAGGGAAGUGGGAUGGGGCCAGAAAUGCCAUCCUGACCCAAUGGAACUGGACAGUGAAGCCAACCAGGACAACAGUUGUCAGUGAAGCUCAGCGACCCCACCCCUUUUACAAUUUGCUUAAAAUGCUUUCAUUCCCAUUACUCCUUCUGGCUGCUACACUUACAUUUUAUUAAUGAGAAAGUCUUUGAGGUCUCAAAGUUCAGAGUAGAAGUGUAAUCACACAAUACAACACACACACACAAUCACAACAUAGUUCCUCUCUCCUUUCCUGAAGAUAUGAAAAUCAGUCUUGGCCCAUUUGAAUUAAAGUAUAAGUAAAAUGGAAAA